Messenger RNA from Acaulospora colombiana, 124 nucleotides. NCBI's taxonomy places the organism in Eukaryota, Fungi, Glomeromycota, Glomeromycetes, Diversisporales, Acaulosporaceae. The record is from the annotation of a GenBank genome assembly.
GACCCCCAUGGACGCAGUUUGGAGCAGUGUAGAGAUGAAUGAGCUAUCCAUAAACCGAUUGGUCCCCUUUGAAGAGUCAGAAGGUCACUCUACGCCAGACACUCUUUACAUACCUGACAGAUAG